This is a messenger RNA of Monoraphidium neglectum, 318 nucleotides long. Its product is annotated as molecular chaperone DnaK. The transcript has 4 exons. The coding region runs from base 1 to 318 and encodes 105 amino acids. Gene Ontology annotation, cellular component: cytoplasm; mitochondrion. The record is from RefSeq and is a predicted model, not a curated record. Gene Ontology annotation, molecular function: heat shock protein binding; ATP binding; ATP-dependent protein folding chaperone. Gene Ontology annotation, biological process: cellular response to unfolded protein; protein refolding. NCBI's taxonomy places the organism in Eukaryota, Viridiplantae, Chlorophyta, Chlorophyceae, Sphaeropleales, Selenastraceae.
AUGUUGUCGGCAUCCGGGGCCCUCGUAGCAGGGCGCCUGCUGGCCCAGCAGUCGUCGCAGUUGCUCACUGCGGGGGCGGUGGCGCUGCUGUCGAAGCGAUCGAUCAGGCAAGCACGCAGCGUGUCCUCUGCGCUGCGCGCGGAUGAGGUCAUCGGCAUCGACCUGGGCACGACCAACUCGUGCGUGGCCGUGAUGGAGGGCAAGACGCCGCGCGUCAUCGAGAACGCUGAGGGCCAGCGCACGACGCCGUCCAUCGUGGCGUUCACGGACAAGGGGGAGCGCCUCGUGGGCGUGCCCGCCAAACGGCAGAGCUUUUGA